Messenger RNA from Perognathus longimembris pacificus (Pacific pocket mouse), 2875 nucleotides. RefSeq names its product potassium channel tetramerization domain containing 4 (gene Kctd4). NCBI's taxonomy places the organism in Eukaryota, Metazoa, Chordata, Mammalia, Rodentia, Heteromyidae. The transcript has a single exon. The coding region runs from base 1143 to 1922 and encodes 259 amino acids. Gene Ontology annotation, biological process: protein homooligomerization. The record is from RefSeq and is a predicted model, not a curated record. Gene Ontology annotation, molecular function: protein binding.
AUCAAACUCUUAGAACAAUGAGUUCUUCAGAGCAAUUUAGUAGACUAGCAGGGAAAAAAUAGUAGCCUGAGGGUAACAUUCACAAUUUUUACAACUAAGCUUUUAAAUUAAAGCUCAGAACCCUUAAAUGUUUUGGAAGGCAAGUUUAGGGGAAAUGGAAGAAAAAAAGGAGAAAGAACAUCACACUAAAAUCAUUACCUUACCUUUUGUGUAACAACAUGCAAACAAAAACCAACUUGGUUAUGACCUGUUCUAUAUAGUAGGUAUUCUGAAUCUAUCUUCUUUUCUUCUCAACAAACUGCAUACUGAGUUUCCUAUGGAGGUCUGUCUAUGCAGCACUGAAGCUGGUUCAGCUUGAAACAGGCUCAUGAAAUCUUAACAUCCCCACCGUAUAUAAAUGUGAGUGAUUACUACAAAGCCUGUCUACACAAAUUUUUUUCACCUUUAGGAUACAAAACCUUUUGUGAAAGAUGUUUAUCUCUUCAUUGAACAAAAAGCCUCAAAUCAAAAUUAUAUGCAAAUCCAAUUAAAUUAAGUGCAAUGUCACAAAUAACAAGUUUAAAUAUUCCUAUUUGGGUCUCAAAAAUGACUACACUCCUAUGCCUUUACAUCAGAGAGAAAAUUCUACAUGCUUUGUUCCUUUCAGUUAAGAUUUCUUACUUAUGAAUAACUUUAAAAAUGCUACUAAUGCAUUAUAUAUUAGUUUUCAAAAACAUAGAGAAUUGUUCAAUAUUGUGCUUGCCUAGGAAAUCAUUUAGACAUUUAGAAAUAAGUAGAAACCCACAUUUGGCUGGAGAAUUAAACAUGUGUAACUGUUUAACUACUGAGAGGAAAUUCAGUUUAUUCUGUGUGACUCUUAUUACUUCAAAGAACAGAUAUAACAGCCUUUCACAGUAAAUCCCGUCCCCGAUACAGUUAAAUGCAAAUUCUCUCUUCAGCUUACUCCAGCAAGCUCCUGCGUUGCAUAGCCCAUGCGCCACCUACUGUAAAACGGAGCUGCCAGUGCAGAGAUGCUGCCAGCAUCUCCAUUCCAUCGCCAGGCUGGGACGGAAUAAAAGCGUGUCUCUGUGGUAGUGUCUUUUCUUUCAAAAAAAAAAAAAAAGCCUCAACGCCAAGAACAAGCUGAAACAGCAUCUUCAAAAAUGGAGCGUAAAAUAAUCAGAAGAGAAAAAGAAAAGGAAUAUGAAGGGAAACACAACAGCCUGGAAGAUACUGACCAAGGAAAGAGCUGCAAAUCCACACUGAUGACCCUCAACGUUGGUGGAUAUUUAUACAUCACUCAAAAACAAACACUGACCAAGUACCCAGACACUUUCCUCGAAGGUAUAGUAAAUGGAAAAAUUCUCUGCCCCUUUGACGCUGAUGGCCAUUAUUUCAUUGACAGAGAUGGGCUCCUCUUCAGGCAUGUCUUAAACUUCCUGCGAAAUGGAGAACUUCUACUGCCCGAAGGGUUUCGAGAAAAUCAACUUCUUGCCCAAGAAGCAGAAUUCUUCCAGCUCAAAGGACUGGCAGAAGAAGUAAAAUCCAGGUGGGAAAAAGAACAGCUAACACCCAGAGAGACUACUUUCUUGGAAAUAACAGACAACCAUGAUCGUUCACAAGGACUGAGAAUCUUCUGUAAUGCUCCUGAUUUUAUAUCAAAAAUAAAGUCUCGCAUUGUGCUGGUGUCAAAAAGCAGGUUGGAUGGAUUUCCGGAGGAGUUUUCAAUAUCAUCGAAUAUCAUUCAAUUUAAAUACUUCAUAAAGUCUGAAAAUGGCACUCGACUUGUACUAAAGGAAGACAACACCUUUGUCUGCACCCUGGAAACUCUGAAGUUUGAAGCGAUCAUGAUGGCUUUAAAGUGUGGAUUUAGACUGCUGACUAGCCUGGACUGCUCCAAAGGGUCAAUUGUUCACAGUGAUGCACUUCAUUUUAUCAAGUAAUUACCUGUCUCACGAACAAAGGCAACACGCAUGCAGCCAGCGAGCUUCAGAAAACCACAGCAUCAAAGGCAUCCCAAAUAACGUGCUCAGCUAGCUCUGUCCUACAGAGCCUGGCUUCAAAUCAAGUACUGUGAGCUGAUGGUAUGUAAAUUCUAUAGCUAAAUAUGUCUUCUCUGGUGGUCCUGCUGUUCAGACUCUCGCACCUAAAAUGAAAACAGUGGUCUUCUAUACUGUAAAUAAAGACUGAAUGCUUUUGCUAUUUGUUUAUUUUUCCUAAACUGUCUUUCAGAGUGUCUUGGGUAAUUGCACACACACAAAAAGCAUGUAAAUUAUCUAUGGCUUCUUAAAGUAAAUAGUAAUAAAGAAAUGUUAAGGGGUUAGAAGCUUUAAAAUGUUUUCUACUUGUGGUAAAAAUGUACAAAGAAACUGAAUUGGUAAAAUUAACCACUGCAAGCAAACCUGAUCUACCUAAAACAUAGCUAGGGUGAGAUAAAAUGAGCCUGUUAAAAGGUCUCAAGGCUACUGACUUUUGAUUUUUAAUAGAAGACACCAAAAGCUUUAUUUACAAUUCCUAUAUUUCAUACAAGCAUUACAGAUGAAUUGAUAUUCUGCUGAAAAUUCCUAGAAAUCGUUUGAUGACAAUAAAAAAUAAAAUCACUGCUAGCUGCUCUGCAUGUCCUAAUAAGUAUAACAAAAAGUUAUAUGUGUCACUUUAAAAACAAGUAAUACUACUUGAUGAUUUUGCAUAAUAUUAAGCAUUGAUGUAAUCAACCAUUGGACUAUAGUAACCUGGUUGGUCUUGCAAGUAACAAAAAUUAGCAGAUUCAUCUCUGCACACUAAACUCCAAUACAGUAUGGGUACAUUAAUCUCAACACAUUACACAGUAUUAGAAUAAUAAGGGAGCCUGUUUUCACAAAUACUCUAAACUAUUUUUUAAGCUCAGAAUUCUAAA